UCACAAGGAAAUCAUCUGCGAGAAUUCUUCAGUUCUCUUCUCCUGCGUUGGCGGAAACCAAGCCAGCGUCUUGUCAGAUUUCCCUACUGCUUGCGAGCCGUCUGUGGUGUUGCAUGGCCUGUGCAGCCGCCGGACUUACGCUUCGUGCGACCGCCGCGUGGCAGCAAUCCAUCGGCGCACGAGCUGCUAACUCUUCCCGCAAGGCGUGCUUGUCGUCCCUCCGCCGGUUCUCCUUACCUGCCACGCACCACGCAUCCCCCGCACAGCUCCAGCGCCGGGCUAUUCGCGGCAUGGCGUCAGCGGACAAGGAGUCGGCGAGCAAUAACCCCGGGCUGGUGGAGGAGGUGGAUCCGGCCACCAGCAAAUACAUCAUGCAGCAGACGAUGUAUCGCAUCAAGGACCCCAAGGCCAGUCUGCACUUCUACUCCUCUGUGCUCGGCAUGAGGCUGCUGAAGCGCCUUGACUUUCCCGAGGCUAAGUUCUCCCUCUACUUCAUGGGAUACGAGCAACCAGAGGAGAUCCCCACGACGGAGGCGGAGAGGGUGAAGUGGCUGUUCACGCGCAAGGCCACCAUCGAACUCACACACAACUGGGGCACGGAAUCUGAUCCCGAUUUCAAGGGCUACCACAACGGCAAUUCCGAUCCCAGGGGCUGGGGCCACAUCGGCGUUUCAGUAGACGACGUGUACACGGCAUGCGAGCGGUUUGAGAAGCUCGGGGUGGAAUUCGUGAAGAGGCCGGAUGAGGGGCGCAUGAAGGGGCUGGCGUUUAUCAAGGACCCCGACGGCUACUGGAUCGAGAUCCUGGACUCAAACCACAUGGGCCAGCUGCUCUCUGCCUGACACGCCUGGGAUGAGCAUGCAGUACAGUCGAGAAUUCCGGUUGAGACGGGGGCUUGGAAGUGGGUAGAACUUCAGGGGUCCAGCUUCGUGGCUUGGACUUGAUUCAGGGUUCUGGGUCUUCAUUGAGUCUGUUUAGGCAGGUUGCUUUACAUGUGGCGCACAGACUGCGGCGGCCCAUAAAUCAAGUCUUGCACAUGGGGUGAUCGACUGUUGAAGCUGCCGCAAGGAGGGGCUCGUUCUGCCCUGCUAGGAGGUGCCGAGCCAAGUGUUGAUUAGACUGUCGGUCUGUGUGAAGUGAUUUGUCUGCUGGGGACGAUGCGGUGACAUUGGUGGGGGUCAGUGAUGUGAUGUACCUGGGCUGGGCUGGGCUGAUGCUGUGCUUUAGUUGGUUCUUUGGAGGGCCUACCAUAACUGGCUGUAUUGCACCGAAACUUCUCACAUGAAUCAAGCA
Messenger RNA from Closterium sp. NIES-67, 1293 nucleotides. The record is from the annotation of a GenBank genome assembly. NCBI's taxonomy places the organism in Eukaryota, Viridiplantae, Streptophyta, Zygnematophyceae, Desmidiales, Closteriaceae.